Messenger RNA from Hydra vulgaris (swiftwater hydra), 3588 nucleotides. Its product is annotated as probable DNA double-strand break repair Rad50 ATPase. Lineage: Eukaryota; Metazoa; Cnidaria; Hydrozoa; Anthoathecata; Hydridae. The record is from RefSeq and is a predicted model, not a curated record.
UAUAUUUAGAUAAUUAAAUUAAAAUGUUAAGUGGUGAUGUUACAGAUCGAAUAGGUGAUUUAACUGAAUCUUUAAAUAGAACUACAGAAAUUCUUUCAACUGCAGAUAGAAUGAUGGAUCAUUAUAGAAAUUUAAAUAGAGAACAAGAAUUCGAAAUUGCAAGGCUUCAAGAAGAUCUUCAGAGCAGAAAUAGAAUUUACAAAAGAAACUAUAAAGACUGUGAUUCUGAUUUUUCUAAAAAAAAAAAAAAAUUACAACAAAAUGUUAAAAAGGUUUAUCUGACGUCUAGUGAAUCUUCAGAAGAUGAACUUCAUUUGCACAAAAGAAGCUAUGGUUCAAAAGUUAAGUUCAAAAAUGAAAAGGAUGAUAUUCUUGAAACAACCCUUAGUGAACUGAAUAAAAGACAAGAGCAUCUUGAAAAAGAGUUAAAAAGAGAGAAAAAGAGAAGAGCAGAAGAAAUUGAACAACUUGAUCAACUUGUGUCAAUAAAAAAGGAGCUAACUUCUACACGAAGAAAAGAUGAAGCUGAAAAAAUUUUAGAUAAAAAGUUAACUUUAAUACAAAACCAAUUAGAAGAAGAACGAUGGGAAUGGAAAAAGCACCAAAAAGGAAUUUCAGAUGAGGUUCAAUCAAUAAAGGAGAUAAUCAAGGAAUCAGUUACACCAAAAUCAAUAGAGAAAUCAAGUAAAGCUGUCUGGCGUGAUUCAGAAGAUUGCAUUUCACAUUACAAAAGAAAAAUAGAAAAAGGGGAAGAAAUGAUUAGAAAACUCAAAGAUGAGCUGCAUAUAAAGAGUUGUGAAAAUCGUGUUUUUGAAACCACUGUCGAUGAGAUUUAUGCAGUUGAUCAGAUGAAAGCCAGUCAAUUGCAGCUUUUAAAAGAUCAAUUACAAAAUGAAAAAAAUUCAAAAUCUAAAAUAAUUGAAGAGUAUGAAAAGUUAAAAAAUGAGCUGACUGCUAAUGAUAAACAACAUAGAGAAUUGCUGAUUGAUUUGUCUACAAUAAAAAAUGAAACUCAAGCAUUUAAACAUAACUAUGAAGAAGAAAUUAAUCAUUUAAAGAGACUGCUAGAUAAAAAUGAAAAAAGCAAACAAAAACUCUUGUCUCGCAUCGAAAAGUUUGAAUUUGAAUUAAACAACAAAGAAUCGCUACUUCAACAAAAAAAUCAUCAGCUUAAUGAUUUUGCAGACAGAAUUUCUAAUCUUGAAAAAGAAAAACAAGAUUGGCACAUGAAAUCUAAAGAUGCUCAAUAUCAUGCCGACUUGAAAAAAGAUCUUGAAUCUACUAAGUUAAAGUUGAUUACCACACAACAGAAUUGCAAAGAUUUAAUAAAAGCUAAAAAAGCUCUUAAAGAAAAAGCUGUAUCUACAAUAAAAGACUUACGUCGAAAGUGUUCUGAGUUAGAAGAUUAUUCCAGCGAACUUUUAGAAGAAAACAGACAAAAAAAUGCUGAAAUUUCUAAAAGAGAAGAGUCAAAAGACAUCGAAGUAAACUCAUUAAAAUUAAAAAAAGAAAUGUUAAAGGUUAAAUCACUUUUGAUGAGACUUAAAGAUUAUCAACAAAAAAUUGAAUUACUAACAUCAGAAAAAGAUCAUCUUGAAGAAAAUCUUUUGAAUGCAAAAGAAGAGGCAAAAUUGGUUACUCAAUACAAAAAAGAAGUUGAGAAACUUCAAGAAAUGGUUGAUUUUUUAAAAGCGAAAUUGUUGGCAGAAAAGCAAAAAAGAAAAGGUUUAAAAAGUUUAUUAGAGGAAAGUUAUGAAGUUGCAGUGUCUAAGAGAGAAGAGACAUCCUUACUUCUAAAACAAGUAGAAGAAAAAAAAUCUACGUACAUCCAUAUGGUGGAGAAGAUGCAGCAAAAUCACGACAAUGAAAAAAAAGAACUGAUGAAGCGAGAAGAAGAAAAACUUAAAGCAAUGGAGAAGUUUUAUAAAAAAUUAGAAGAAAAUUUUAAAGUUAAUGAAGUAAAGUUUGAGGAAAAAGCAUUGGUUUUUUCUGAAAAAGAAAAUGAAUGGCGUGCACUUGAGAAAGAAUAUCAAUCGCUUCUUGAAGAAAGGGAUAAAAAACUCUCCAUCAUCAGUGAAAAUAAUCAAUUGCUUCUCGAAGAAAAAGAUAAAAAGCUGUCUACAAUUAGUGAAAAUAAUAGGUUGCUUCUUGAAGAAAAAGAAGAAAAAAUAAUUUUGCUUGAAGAAAAUAGUAAAAUUCUUCUUGAAGAGAAAAAAAAAUUAUCAGAGGAGAAAUUAUUUUAUGAAGAAAAAAUCAAAAUGGAACAGCAAAAAUUUAUUGAAGAAAACUCACUCCUUAAUGAGAAGCUCCUUAGGUUAGCAGAAGAAAAUCUGCGAAUACGCAAAAGAUAUCAAUUAAUGAAAAAAGAUCUUGUUGAAAAAUUAAAUAAAGCAUUAGCUAUUCAAUCAAAAGAUCAAAUGAGUGAAAAAAGUGAAGAACAUUUCAAGCUGUUAUUAAAGUCAAUUCUUCGUGUGCUUGGCAGAGAUGUAGAAAACAUACAUAAUCUUUUAACAAAAGAAGUAGAUGAAAAUCUACCUGCAAAAGAAAUACCUGAAGGAAUGCCUAAUGAGUGUAAGAAUGAAGUUGAACGUUUCCAAGAGCAUCUUCAUGCUUGUUAUUCAAUCUCAAAUGUGUUGAAACAACGUUAUCAGCAGCAGAAGAUGCUCAUUAAAAGAGCUCGCAUAAAAAUAAGGUCAUUGAUGGAAGAAAUUGAAAGUUUGCGUUCUCAGUUUAAUUCUGAAGCUAAUAGUUACAAAAAAAAGUUUUUAGAGAUGGAGAAAGUUCAAGCUGAUGAGAAAUUAAUCUCAGAAGAAUACAAAAAAAAGGCACAAAUUCUGCAGUCUCGCGUUAAAAGAUUAUCAAACCAUCUCGAAAAAUGCACUCGAGCGUUGCAUGGUAGUAUCGCCUUGGCCAGCAAUCAAAAGUUUGUUAUUGACGAGAUAGAUCAACUCAGAAAUGAUCAUAAAGAAUAUCAGGAAUUAGAUGAACGUUUUUAUAAAAAUGAAGAAAAAAAAGGACUAAUAAGUGAACAGCUAAGUGAGGCAAAAAACUCACUUUCCCAAAUGAAACAAGAUUCUCUGGAUACAACAAUAUUUUCCAAUAAAAUUAUAGAAACUUUUGGUUCUGUUAGUCCGACACGCAAGCGUAAACUAUUAUAUUUUAAUUCCCCAACCAAAAUAACUGCGCUGUCUGAUAAAUCAAAUGCUCAAAUAACCUAUUCCGACAUUGAAUUUUCCCCUAUUAAAGAUUCGGUUCUUUUAAAUGAUACUGAGUUGACCAUAAAUGGUGGUGCAGUUUAUUUGAACCCGAUGUCUUUAAAUGAUGAAGAAUUUACUCAAUUAUUUGUUGAUACCAAAUCUAACGAAAAACUGAAGUCAAAUAAUUAAACUUUGUUUAGUUUUUAAUAAUAUUUAUCAGUUGACUUUUUAACUGUAAUUAUAAAUAUUAAAUAUAUAUUUAAGUAGUUAUAUAAAUUAAUAUAAAUAUUUAAAUAUUUUAUUUUUUUUUUAAUCUUUAUAAUGUAAUUUUUGUGUUUGAUAAUAUGUUAAUAUGUAAAUUAUCAUACGUACAAUAUUUAAUAAAAACUUG